Molecule: messenger RNA, 268 nt
Organism: Numida meleagris (helmeted guineafowl)
Lineage: Eukaryota; Metazoa; Chordata; Aves; Galliformes; Numididae
Gene: BIN3
Product: bridging integrator 3
Exons: 2
Biological process (GO): endocytosis; actin cortical patch localization; plasma membrane tubulation
Cellular component (GO): actin cortical patch
Molecular function (GO): lipid binding
Source: RefSeq, a predicted model, not a curated record
GCCACGAUGUGCCCGGGUUCGUCGCCUUCCCAGCUUCAGGCGUCGCCUCCUCUUUGCUCUUCCAGGUUGGAGGAGCAGACCAAGAAGCUGCAGAAGGACAUGAGGAAGAGCACGGACGCUGACUUGGCCAUGUCCAAGUCGGCGGUGAAGAUCUCGUCGGACCUGCUGUCCAACCCGCUGUGCGAGCAGGACGCCGCGUUCCUGGACAUGGUCACCGCCUUCGACACCGCCAUGAAGAGGAUGGAUUCCUUCAACCAGGAGAAGGCGA